AUGAAUACCAGGUUUCUUCUUACGAUCUUUAUCAUAACAAGCUCUCUUUUUUUCUGCUCUGACGCUGCCCCUGCACCGGCAGCCGAUGAAGCUUUAGUUACGAUCGACUCCCCGGAAGUCCAGACCAAUUGGACUGAAUCCAGUUUCUUGCAAUGUGUCAAGCAGCUAAAUGGCUUUAAGUCCGCUAAUAUUGUGGAUGGCAACAUUGCUUUCAAGUGCCAUGGUGUGUAUGGCAAUGGUGACCUGAACCUCCAUGCUCCUAGUGGCAAGAAGGCCGAUAGCUGUGCAGCGAGCUUUCCCCUUUCAAUCUCAGAGGAAGUCAAUAUGACGAGCUGUACCACGGAACUCUCAAAGAACUUCGAAGAAGCCGCCCCAUUUCGUGCUGCCGUUGAUGCCAUCUGUCAUGAUAUUGUCGGAAGUUGGGUGGACAAGGAAAUCACCCAUAUGACUCACCACUUUACGGAUGCCUCCUCUAAAUCCGAUUCAUGGCUGUUGAAGAACAAGAAAGUCAUCUUAAAGACAACAAUGAAUAUGAUACCUCAGACUCGUGCUGCUCUAAACGCUGGCAAGAUAGCCAAAGCCACACUGGAUACUCUGUGUGAGAAUGGAUUAAGAGAUUUUGGCACCAAAGGGAAAGGGUGCACACACGAAUUGCACUACUACAAGAACACUAUUGGUAUCUCGCAUCACGGCAUCCCUUAUGACCGUGCCACUACAACAGGAGUGACAAACGGUAUGGUUGAUUUAUUUGUGGACAAUAUCAAGAACAUAAUUGGUACUAUCGACCUGUCCUGGUCCAAGCCUUAA
This is a messenger RNA of Aspergillus oryzae RIB40, 807 nucleotides long. RefSeq lists its product as uncharacterized. Lineage: Eukaryota; Fungi; Ascomycota; Eurotiomycetes; Eurotiales; Aspergillaceae. Bases 1 to 807 code for a protein of 268 amino acids. The transcript has a single exon. The record is from RefSeq and is a predicted model, not a curated record.